This is a messenger RNA of Effrenium voratum, 1053 nucleotides long. Lineage: Eukaryota; Dinophyceae; Suessiales; Symbiodiniaceae. The record is from the annotation of a GenBank genome assembly.
AUGAUGAAGUUUGUGACCCGAGUGCUUCUGGCGUUGUCUCUGUGCAGUGCCUCCAAGCUCAGGUCCAAGGACAAGUUUGGCUUCUAUUUCCCUGUGCACUCACAGAUUCCUGCCACUAUUGAGCUUCUUCAGUCCGUGAGGAAGCACUACCCGAACUCGCCCAUCUACUUGUUGCAGGAUGGCGGAAACGUCGACUUUGGCCCACUGUGCAAGGAGAAAGAGUACAACUGCAUUUUCGACCGCGUGCAUGGCCAGAACAGCCGCUGGAAUCCCCACAGCUGGAUGGCACGCUUCCGGAAGGCAACUGCGGCACUGGGCACGGAAUACGUGAUCUACCUGGAGCCGGACGUCAUUGUCAGGAAGCACCACACGAUUGAGCCGAAGCACGAUGCUGGGGGCAUCUAUGAUGAUUUCAACCCCCACAUGGGCAAGGAGACCAUCAGGUACCUUGAGAAGAUGGGCCGCGAGCGCAACCCCAACUUCAAUGUGAGCUGGAUCCACUUCGGCCUGAGCGGCGGCUCAUACUACCGCUCGGAGGCGGUGAUGGACGCUUUUGACCCCAAGCACGUGAAGAAUAUCGACUUCGCUGCCAUGGAAAAGAAAGAGGGCGACAAGACCAUGAGCAGCGAUUUCGCCAUGCUGGUGGCGCUCUUCGCGCGGGGCUGGACGGUCUACCCCUGGGAGGAGGUGUCACAGCAUUGGCUGAGCCCCAAGAAGCCCGACGAGCCGGAGAGGAAAUCGGAGAAGCUGACUGCGGCUUUUGAGCACAACCACAAGGAGCACUACAACGACCGCGUGCCAGAAAAGGAAGGCAAGCUGAUCCAAACCUUCUCAGAGAGGUUUCCGGACACGACCUGCCAUGGCUGUGUGUGGUAUCAUGAUGCGGACCCAGCGCAGCUGUAUCCCAUCCCGAAUCUUUGGCUGCAAACGGGGACAUGUCGCGCGACGCUGGGCGUAAUGUAUUGCAUUCACACAAAGCAGGCCGCCAAUGGCAAGCGCAAGCCAAAAAAAACAAAAGCAUCCGGGUCGCCUUUUUGGGGGGGUCAUGCCUGA